Molecule: messenger RNA, 1560 nt
Organism: Aethina tumida (small hive beetle)
Lineage: Eukaryota; Metazoa; Arthropoda; Insecta; Coleoptera; Nitidulidae
Gene: Gas8
Product: dynein regulatory complex subunit 4
Exons: 10
Coding region: 74-1483 (469 amino acids)
Biological process (GO): cell motility
Cellular component (GO): motile cilium; microtubule; Golgi apparatus
Molecular function (GO): microtubule binding; small GTPase binding
Source: RefSeq, a predicted model, not a curated record
GUCAAUGAAAGUUUUUACCUUUGACAGUGUCAACACUUUAAAUUAAUAUAUUUUGAUCAAUUUUUAAUUAAAAAUGCCACCAAAAGCAAAAAAAGGGGGUGGGAUGGUAAUAGAUGGGGUGGACACGGCCGCCAUGACCAGAGAACAACUGGAGGUGUUCUGCCUCCGCAUAAAGGAAGAAAAUGACCGUGAACGCGAGGAGCGCAACUUCUUCCAAAUGGAACGCGACAAAAUACGCACCUUCUGGGAAAUAACCAAGAACGAACUCGAGGAGGCACGCUGCAAACUAAGGAACAAAGACCGACAAAUCGAAGAGGCGGCCGAAAAGAACGAGGGCGAGCUGAAAUUCUACAGGCAAAAAAUCAAGCACCUCCAGUUCGAGCACCAGAACGACUUGACGGAAGCGAAGGCGGAAGCGCUGGUCUCGCUUAAAAUGGCCGAGGACUCGCACAAUGAACAGGAACGCCAGUUGUUGCGUGACAAGAAGAAUUUGAAGCGGGCGGUCCACGAAACGGAGUUCUCGCACCAAGAACAGUUGCGGGGCAUCAAAUUGGACUUCAGCGAGAACAUCAGUAAUGUGAGAACUGACUUCGAAAACAAAGCGAGGGUUUUGGAAAUUAAAUAUGAGAAAAAAUUUCAAGACCUUAAAACUGAACUGAACACCAAACACACCAUGGAAAUUGCUGAAAUUGAGGAACGAAAGAACACCCAAAUCACUGAGCUAACGAAACACCACGAUCGAGUGUUUAAUGAAAUGAGGAACUACUACAACGACAUAACCCUUAAUAAUUUGGCACUAAUAAGUAGUUUAAAGGAUCAAAUGGAUGUGCUCAGGAACCAGAACCAAAGAAUGUCCAAACAAGUUUCCGACCUGCAAGCUCAAAACAAAGCUUUAGUUGAGCCUUUGGCUCAGGCCCAAAGAGAUGCCGACGAAUACAAGAGGCAACUGGUCAAUUAUGAAAAGGACAAGUUAUCUUUGGCAAACACCAAAGCGAAGCUUGAACAAACUAAAAGUGAAUUCGAAGACCUUCGUUGGGCCAACGAUGCUUUGGAGUUGAGGUUUGGAAAGUUGCAAGCUGAAAAGGAGGAGCUGCACAAUCGUUUUGUAACAGCCAUACUGGAGGUACAACAGAAGACUGGAAUGAAGAACGUCCUGCUGCAGAAACGUGUGAACACCUUGGCGAACUUGUGUGAACAACGUGAGGUUGUUAUUGGAGAUUUGGCUGUGGCAACCAAACAACAACCCACCAACAAGAAGCUAGAAAAACUCCUGGCGUCGAAGAACGCCACAAUCAGCGAUCUGGAAUACGAACUGGCUAGAAUGUGCAAGGCACACGACGACCUCAUAUCGUCGUACGAAGAGAAGCUGCUGGCGUACGGAAUACCAGUCGAGGAAUUGGGCUUCGUGCCGCUGAGAUUCAAGCCGAAAGGUCAAGGCGGUCUGUCCAAGGGACCGGCAGGUCUUGUUACCCAAAAUAAAUAGACUACAUACAUUUUUUUAUCUUAUAUACACAUAUUCAACUUGAUACAUCAAAAGUACAAUAAAAUUUUUAAUAACUC